Molecule: messenger RNA, 2174 nt
Organism: Salvia splendens (bonfire salvia)
Lineage: Eukaryota; Viridiplantae; Streptophyta; Magnoliopsida; Lamiales; Lamiaceae
Product: probable serine/threonine-protein kinase PBL21
Exons: 7
Coding region: 790-1965 (391 amino acids)
Biological process (GO): protein phosphorylation
Molecular function (GO): ATP binding; protein kinase activity
Source: RefSeq, a predicted model, not a curated record
GUACGAAACCUUCGUAAAAAUUAUAUUACACUGAUACACCUCGAUUAGUUCAUAUAUCAUUUGAGGCUAUCGACACCGUGGGCACGCACAUCGCACGCAACUUGCUGAAUCGUCGAACAACCAGGGGCAUUUUGGUCAUUUCAGCUGUCCCAUACCCAAACGUUUAAAUGCUAGCUGUGUAUGAGAGUGACCUCAAAACACUCAUCUGAGUGCUUUUAUUGCUCUGCUUUCCCCAAAAGGCCCACAGUCUACCCACACUACUAAACAGUUCAUGGGAAAGAAAAAGAUUUGAUUUUUUUUAGAGCCAGAAGAGAAAGAGGGGAAGAGAAAGAGGAGGAAAUUAACCGUUGAAGGCGGCGCUAGGAAAAGGGGCUGUAGCGUUGGGAGGGGGGAAAAAGCUAACUUGAAUUUUCUGGGUUUUAUUUGAAUGUGCUUAGUGUAAAGAAUAUUUUUGUAAAAAAUCAGUCUUUUUCACACAGUGAUUAAGAUAUGUGUGUUUGUGUGUGUGGAAUUUUGAAUUGUUAUUGAAGUUUGACAUAGAUCUGUUUAGGGAGAUUUGAGCUUGUGAUGCUUUGUUUCUGGGGAUUUGAGUGGUUGGAUUGUAGGAGGGAAUGUGACAUGCUCCCUCCCUCUCUCUUGCAAUCUCUCUCUAAAUCAUAGUAAUUGUAUUCCGUUUUUUGAUUUUUUUUGCUACUGACAGUGUGAUAGCGUCUAUAAUGGAAAUGAGGGAUUGAUUUGGAAUUCCAGGUCUCUAAGCUUUAGAGAAGAAGAAAAAGAAGAAGGAAAAAAAUGGGUUGCUUUUCUUGCAUAAGUCAUCCCAGUAAGGAUAUGAGGGACUAUAAUGGAGGAGAUAUUGACACUAAUUCAUCGGUUGGUGGGAAGAGAAAGGCGAAUAUGAGUGGCAGUGUGAGUGUGAAGAAGGGAGGUGCUGCGAGGGCAGAGGGCAAGGACGGAAACAACCCCUCGAAGGGCAAUGCUGCUCGUAGCUUCACCUUCAAAGACCUUGCUCUGGCCACUCAGAACUUUAGGGAGGCUAAUCUGAUAGGCGAGGGAGGUUUUGGGAGUGUUUACAAAGGCCGUCUCGAAUCUGGCCUGGUUGUUGCUGUGAAGCAGCUUAAUCUUGAAGGGCUGCAAGGGAAUCAAGAAUUCAUUGUGGAGGUUCUGAUGCUGAGUCUGUUGCACCACCCGAACCUCGUGAACUUGAUCGGUUACUGCACUGAUGGCGACCAGAGGCUCCUUGUUUACGAGUUUAUGCAAAUGGGCAGCUUGGAGAACCAUCUGUUUGAGCCUACUCAGACGCCGCUCAGUUGGAGCAUGAGGUUGAAGAUUGCGGUUGGCGCUGCUCGUGGCCUUGAGUAUCUUCACUGCAAAGCGAAUCCGCCUGUUAUCUACCGCGACCUGAAAUCUUCAAACAUACUGUUGGACAAAGAUUUCAAUGCCAAGCUGUCGGAUUUUGGGCUUGCCAAGCUAGGGCCGGUUGGCGACAACACUCAUGUCUCAACACGAGUGAUGGGGACCUACGGAUAUUGUGCCCCAGAAUAUGCCAUGAGCGGAAAGCUCACCCUAAAAUCCGACAUCUACAGCUUCGGCGUAGUUAUGUUGGAGCUCAUCACCGGACGCAAGGCCAUCGACUGCACCAAAAUCCCGGGAGAGCAGAAUCUUGUCAUGUGGUGUCGGCCUUAUUUGAAGGACCGGAGGAAAUACGUACAAAUGGUGGAUCCUUUACUCGAAGGGCGAUUCUCGACCCGGAGCCUCCACCACGCCGUUGCAAUCACGGCAAUGUGCCUUCAAGAACAAGCCAGCUUCCGCCCGUUGAUCGGGGACAUCGUGUUGGCACUCGAGUUCCUAGUGUCACAAGCGGACGAUUCUCGGAGAGGUCGGUCCCACAGCCGAACCUCGUCAUCGCCAUCGCAGGUAGAUAAGGCUGAUUCAAGAAGGCAAGAUCUCGAAGAUCCGUCGAUUUGAAGUUCCGGCCUCGUCCGUAGAUGAAACCCUCGUCUCCGGGCGGGCGACGAAAAAAACAUGCUUAGAGGUGCUCUUGAUGUUGCCUUCUUUGGCAACUAAAUACAUAUAGGGGUUUGAUCAUCUUGUCAUAGUGUUAUUUUACUGUAAAUAAUUGUUCAUGUUGUUGCUAACACAGUUUUUUUGUUUUAUUUAUUUUUGGGAUUUCUUGA